UUGUUUUGCGCGCUGGCAGUUGUUUCCGUGCCAGCUCCGCACAUCCUGCAAAAGGGGGAGGGCCCCUCCGGGCGAGUUGGCUUGGCGGCAAGCGCUGCUGGGGCGGCCGACCGUUUUCGCCGGGGUCUUGCCACGCGGGCGUGGCUGCUAGUGAGAGCGCCUCGGCCGCAGCUGUGUCCACGCCGACACUUGUCGAACGAGCGUCAAAGCAGCGCACCCGCGCACUCCAGCGUCUUGCGUUUUUCCUGCCAGCAGCCAACCCUUGAUUUGCACCGCAGGCACGCGUGAUGGCCAGCUCCGGAGGUGCCAAGGUAUGCUGGAUGCUGGUGUGGCUGCUGCUGCUCAUCUUCGCCGCCUUCUGGGUAGCCGGCUUUGCCGCCUUCUGGUACAUCCUGGUGUACGUGCUGGUGCCCUGCGUGCCGGCGGCCAAGGACGUGGCCGCGCUGCUGCACCGCGGCGUGCUGCUGCCGUACUUCUGCUCCGACAACAUGGUCAACGGCAGGGACAUCAACAGCGGCGUCCAGUUUAUAUGCGCGGGAGGCACUGUGCCCACCUGAGCUCUUCGCUCGGCGCGUCUGUCAUUAGCCACAGAAUGCCGGCGGCACGCCACGUGUGCCUGUCCUCGUCCACCUCCUGCUUCUGACGGGACGUCUGCCACCCACUCCACAGCGCGGCCGCGCAUCCCGAAAUGGAAAACGCAAACAAAGAGCACGUUCACUUCGUGUGGCUAUUUAGAACGCAGUCUUCCAGUGCAGUGCUUCUCACUGCUGAUAUUCAAGGGCGCUCAACCGGGACAGUUGCCUGGAGAGUAAACAGAGGAGUCGCGAUAUCGUGAGAGUAGGAAAAAAAGACCGGAAAGAAAAAGAAGAACAAGAAGAAAGGAAGAAAAAAAAGAAAACGGUGCUUGCUCUUUAAAAAAAAAUUAUUUUUUUCAUCCCGGUAAUUAGACUAUAGUGGCAGUUCGUCGGCGUUUUCUGUUUCGAAGUUAAAUUGACCGCAGCCGGAAAUUUGAGGGCAGCUCGUGUCCUAGUCAAAUAAAAUACGACGUAUUCUUUAAUGCAUCAUUUAUUUACUGGACUAAACAAAGGCUUCUUUAUGUGGUCGCCGAAGAAGAGGAGGCGGAGGGUGGAUAUGAAGGAAACAAAGUGUGUCAUCAUCACAGUUUAGCGAAUGAAACCGCUCUAAGUUGGGCGAGUGCCAUCGUCAUUUUCCUUAGUUCAUGGUAUUUCUGCAAGCGAAGGGCAGUUGGUUUGGUUUCUAAAUGAAUGUACUAGCAAUGGAACCAGGUUUUAUGAAAGAGAAGCUUUUGUAUUGCUUAUUGACCUGAGCGAUCAUCGGCAUACAAAAAUACUUCUAUGAUUCGUGAUAGGCGGUCUGCUUAUUCUGGACUCGUCCCUCUUGUUCCUUUUUUUUGUAAGUUUCUUUCUUGGCGAAGUUUCUUGCCAUGUAUAAGUAAUGUCUGCAUAUAUCGCAUGACCGAAAAAUUGUCUAUUCUUUAUUGCUGAAAAGGGUAGCAUAGUGCUUGCAUCCUUUUUUUUUCUGUUGCAGUUGGUUGCGAAAAAUAGUACGUAGAUGCUCCGUUUAUUUGUGUCGGGGACGUGCAUAUAUCAUAAAUAUUUUCUUGUCCGAAGUUACUGUUAAGUCUAUGACUUCUGGUAACGCUGGUGUAGUUUGUGGUGCGUAGUUUUGGUUGAGUUCAUGUUGGGUUCGUUCGUAACAGUCCGUGACUACCGGUGGCGACUAUAUGUCGUGUGUAUGUGCUCGUGCGUCAACCACUUGUGCCUAGCUCUUUUACAUCAUUAUAACCUCAAAGUCUAUCAUUGACUAAUGUGUACUGUUAUUCAGACGUUCGUGACAAGGAAGCCAGUUGAGGAUAUUACGAUUCUCUUCGGUGGUAUACUUUUUCUUUGUUUAAGAUGAAAUAGGCUCUAAUAAUUAAUUUUCCAGUAACCAUAACUACUGAGCAAGCAUUCUCGUUCCUCCAAUUUGUCGCACUGUUACGAUUCCUUUCGUUUUGUACCGGUGAAAAUGUCAUCUUGCGACACAAGGCUCGGCUCCAGCGUUGAGCGUGAAUAAGUAGUUUUGCUAUUAACUUAUUGCCAGAGCAGGUUUGUCCAAUGGACAAAGAACAUAACGGUUUAUACAGGCUUAGUACGUUUCUUCAGCAUAUUCAUUUAAUUCAAAGCUACGCUAGGCUGCAGUUAUUUGCUGCACUGAAAUUCCAAACUGGCAGACAGCUUUGCUUUUCUUGGGCCUUCGCGGCAGAGCUCUCGCUUCACGUUGUUGAAAGUUUUUGUUACCUUUGUUUGAUCUCGAAUUCAGGCCGAGGACAAGUUAGAAGGGCUUGCUUGGUAUUUAGGGCACGCGGCACGUCGCUCGGGGAAGACCUUGAAGUGAACACUUCGAUAGCACUGCAGUCUUUCAAAGAGCACCUUACAAAUGAAAGCACAACUUGGGCACACUACACACAUUGCACGGAACAAUGUUCGUGGUACGGUAAGAUUAUUCUAUGUUCAACUUUGUGGGCCGAUAAUUAUUUGAGCGACGAGGCACGAGGACAGAAGAAGAAGGUUCUCAGUAGAACCGUGUACUGUGGAUUUGCUAUUACGCCUGGCAGUUAGGCAGGUUGUUUUAGUGUAUGCGUGGUUGAAGAUAUACAAAUCGCUACCAUAUAUGUAUGGAAUGUGGAGUGUUGUUUGCUGUAUUUGUUUUUGGAAUCACAAAGUUGUGUGAGCUGACCUCUACAAAACGAAUUAAACCAUGUGCCUUUCACAAUGAA
Molecule: messenger RNA, 2779 nt
Organism: Dermacentor andersoni
Lineage: Eukaryota; Metazoa; Arthropoda; Arachnida; Ixodida; Ixodidae
Source: RefSeq, a predicted model, not a curated record